CCGUCCUCGUCUCCCAAACCCGGGUGAGGCCAUAGCGGACUGCCCUUUCUCAAGAUGGCUUCGAAGAUUGGUUCGAGACGCUGGAUGCUGCAGCUGAUCAUGCAGCUGGGUUCGGUGCUGCUCACGCGCUGCCCCUUUUGGGGCUGCUUCAGCCAGCUCAUGUUGUACGCUGAAAGGGCCGAGGCGCGCCGGAAGCCCGACAUCCCAGUGCCUUACCUGUAUUUCGACAUGGGAGCAGCUGUGUUGUGUGCUAGUUUCAUGUCCUUCGGAGUGAAGCGGCGCUGGUUUGCGUUGGGCGCCGCGCUCCAGCUAGCCAUUAGCACCUACGCCGCUUACAUCGGGGGCUAUGUCCAUUACGGGGACUGGUUAAAGGUUCGCAUGUACUCGCGCACAGUCGCCAUCAUCGGCGGCUUUCUGGUGCUGGCCAGUGGGGCUGGGGAGCUGUACCGCCGGAAACCCCGAAGCCGUUCUCUGCAGUCCACUGGCCAGGUGUUCCUGGGCAUCUACCUCAUUUGUGUGGCCUACUCGCUGCAGCACAGCAAGGAAGACCGCCUGGCGUACCUGAACCAUCUUCCAGGAGGGGAGCUGAUGAUCCAGAUGUUCUUCGUGCUUUACGGGGUCCUGGCCCUGGCCUUCCUGUCAGGUUACUACGUGACCCUGGCGGCCCAGAUCCUGGCUGUGUUGUUGCCUCUGGUCAUGCUGCUCAUCGAUGGCAACGUUUCCUAUUGGCACAACACUCGACGUGUCGAGUUCUGGAACCAGAUGAAGCUACUUGGCGAGAGUGUGGGGAUCUUCGGGGCUGCUGUCAUCUUGGCUACUGAUGGCUGAGUUCCCCAGGGAGAGGCUGAUUUGGGCACAGGGGGCCACCGAGGGCCACCUUACCUUCUUCCUUGCUGGUCCAGUUGCUGUUUAUUUAUGCUUCUUGGUUUGUUUGUUUACCUUUUUUUUUUUUAAAUAGUUAAGGUUUCUUCUUCAAGUUUGUGGCUCAGACCUUGGGAAGAUGGAAACCCUCAUGCUAAUGCCUUGUAGGGUUGUUGUUUUCUUCUUACCUGUUUUAGGGGAGAGCUGGGGCCAGCUGCCCCUCCCCCAUGUGUCCAAGGAGGGAGGAGUCCCUGAGGAAGGAGUAAAGGCAGAGCUGGGGUACAGGUAUUAGGAGUAGGGGACAGAGGAAGAUUGGGAAGUGAGCAAAUGUGAAAAGUCCUUUUGGAACUUGGCAGAUGCAGCUAAACUAAACAGUGCUUUUCAGACUAGGUGUCUGUGUGUAUCCACAAGUUUGUCUUCACACUUGUAGAGGGAGCCCUGCAAGGAAGGGCUGAGUGACUGGUGCUACAGAAGUCCCAUGGGCUCUUUGGGGGUCUGCUGGGGCAGGAACAAUCUAAGGUGUCUGACCCCUUCUGUAGAGUUCAGAGCUGGCCCCAGUGUGCUCUGGGAUGUGCAGGGUGGAGCAGGUCUGCCAGGCUGCUGCCACUUCAUCUGUUCUCAGCUCCUUAGUUGGCUGGAUAGGUGGAGCACCCUCCUAAACGCCAGACCACACAGUCCUCCAACAAUAAACAUUUGAUACAGA
Peromyscus californicus insignis is the source of this 1564-nucleotide messenger RNA. RefSeq names its product transmembrane protein 101 (gene Tmem101). The coding region runs from base 55 to 828 and encodes 257 amino acids. The transcript is spliced from 4 exons. The record is from RefSeq and is a predicted model, not a curated record. Gene Ontology annotation, biological process: positive regulation of canonical NF-kappaB signal transduction. Lineage: Eukaryota; Metazoa; Chordata; Mammalia; Rodentia; Cricetidae.